AUGUCAGACUGUGAAGCCAAUGCCGAUUCAGUAGCAGAUGAUGACUCUAACAAUGAACUAAUUUCAGAAGAUAAGUUGGAUUCUAAAGUAGAACUGGAUUCCAAAGCAAACGACGACUUUGGAGCAGAUUCAGAAGCAAAAGAUGGUCCAGAAGGCAAACUCGAUUCAGAAGCGGAGAAUGACACUGAUGUAGAAGCAGAACUCAAUUCCGAAGCAGAACUUGAUUCAGACGCUGAGGAUAACUUAGAUGCAAAAGCUGAACUCAAUUCAGAAGCGGAGGAUGAUUCUGGUGCAGAAGCUGAACUAGAAUCGUAA
Messenger RNA from Lizanozyma spartinae, 315 nucleotides. RefSeq lists its product as uncharacterized. NCBI's taxonomy places the organism in Eukaryota, Fungi, Ascomycota, Pichiomycetes, Serinales, Debaryomycetaceae. The transcript has 2 exons. The coding region runs from base 1 to 315 and encodes 104 amino acids. The record is from RefSeq and is a predicted model, not a curated record.